Molecule: messenger RNA, 905 nt
Organism: Sesamum indicum (sesame)
Lineage: Eukaryota; Viridiplantae; Streptophyta; Magnoliopsida; Lamiales; Pedaliaceae
Product: zinc finger A20 and AN1 domain-containing stress-associated protein 8
Molecular function (GO): zinc ion binding; DNA binding
Source: RefSeq, a predicted model, not a curated record
CCUCCCCCCUCCCCCACCCCCCACCUCUCUCUUCUUUUUCUCUCUUCACCGCUCAAUUUGCUUCAAUUAUCUCUUAGAUAAAGGGAACUUGUACAAAUGGAGUCUUCCAAAGAGACUGGCUGCCAAGCUCCAGAGGGCCCCAUUCUUUGUGUCAACAACUGCGGCUUCUUUGGAAGUGCUGCUACCAUGAAUAUGUGCUCCAAGUGCCAUAAGGACAUGAUACUGAAACAGCAACAGGCCAAGCUUGCAGCUACAUCAAUUGAGAACAUUGUCAAUGGCAGCUCAAGUAGCAACCAGAAAGAGCCUGUUUUAGCUGAAGCUGUGAAAGUAGAAGCUGGAUCAGUUGAAUUGAAGACUGAUGCACUUCAACAAUCCUCUGAUUUGCUGUCAGUCCCGAGUUCAGAGCCGAAGCCAAAGGAGGUACCAAAUAGGUGCACUACUUGCCGCAAACGUGUGGGGCUGACCGGAUUCAAUUGCAAGUGUGGGAACCUCUUCUGUUCUGUGCAUCGCUACUCUGACAAACAUGAGUGCCCGUUUGACUACCGAACUGCCGGUCGAGAUGCCAUAGCAAAAGCAAAUCCUCUUGUUAAAGCCGACAAGCUUGAUAAGAUCUAGAAGCAUGGUUAUGGGUCGAAGUAUGAUAUUUAUUGUUAUAUAUCCUUGCUUCCUUGUAUAAGUGGGCCAGCUGCCAUAAUAGGUCUUGCAACUAAUGAUGAUGUUUUGGUGGAGUAGAGGCAAGAUAAAAGGGGGAGGGGAGGGGAGGGGACGGGAUGGGAUGUGGGAUCGAGAUGUGUUGCGUUCUAUGAACUCGAGAGUCCUUAUCAGUUGGCUUGGGUUACUUUGGUUUGCUCCAGUGUGUAAGUUGUUAUUUGCUGGCUUGAAUGACAUUGUUGUGGAAUUUAUUA